AAACAAAAAAGAAAAAAUCCCUAUAUCUAAUCUAAAUCAUGCAGAAAUAAAUAGGAAAUAAAUAAUUAUUUUGCUGGUCCCCCAGAUCCCUUGCUUAUCAUCUAAAAUUCAAUAUUUUGCCUAUAAAUAAACUUCGAAGUGGUUAUAAAAAAAAUAAUCAUUAAUCAGUGGAUGGUGGAUAUAGGUCCUGUAAAACUUAUCUAAGGAUGUGCUGCAAGCAAAAAUAGUUCAAAUCUAGGACGGGACGAGGUGUUUUCAUUAAAGUAUAGAUUAGUAGCUCUAGUGGUGAUAAUGUUUCGAAACAUUGUGUUUAUUCCAUCAAAAAGGAUCUGGUGAUAUCUAAAAGUGGAAACUGAUGGUAUUGUUCAAAAAACUCUUAUAUUUGCUUGAGUAUUUGCUCCUAAUAUAAAAAGAUGCCCACUUUAAUUGGAGUUUCUGAAUUUGUUGAUGAAACCCGAGAUGACUAUAAUUCGCCAAUUACAUCAACAUUUGUAUCACGGAUGCAACAAUGUAGAAAUACUAUUACAACACUAGAAGAGACUCUUGAUUAUGACAGAGAUGGGUUGAAUAAAAUGAAAAAGGCCGUUAAGGCCAUCCAUACCUCUGGAAUAUUGCAUGUAGAUAAUGAGUCUUGUCUAGUCAAGGCUUUGGAAAAAAUAGGUCAAAAUGCCAUCACAAAAGAACAUGAAGAGACAAUCGGCAAUGCAUUCAUAAAAUUUGCAGUAGUUACUCAAGAACUAUCGGCGCUUAUGAAAACUCUUAUGCAAAACCUCAGCAAUAUCGUAAUGUUCCCCCUUGAUAGUUUGCUGAAAGGGGACCUAAGAGGCAUUAAGGGUGAUUUGAAAAGGCCGUUUGAUAAAGCAUGGAAGGACUAUGAAAGCAAAUAUGCUAAAAUUGAAAAAGAAAAGAAACAGCAAGCAAAAGAUGUUGGACUAAUUCGAUCUGAAAUUACAGCAGCUGAAAUUGCUGAUGAAAUGGAAAAGGAGCGAAGACUUUUUCAACUGCAAAUGUGCGAGUACCUCAUCAAAUACAAUGAAAUCAAAACAAAGAAGGGGAUUGAUUUAUUGCAAAGUUUGGUGGAAUAUUAUCAUGCUCAAACAAAUUACUUUCAAGAUGGAUUAAAAACAAUAGAACAUUUUGGCAAUUAUGUAGCAGAUCUCAGCAUAAAGCUACAAAAGAUUAAGCAAGCCCAAGAUGAAGAAAAACGAAAACUGACUGAUUUACGAAAUUUGAUAAAAUCUACUCCUAAUCUGGAUAAAGGCGAUUGUUCCCAGGACAAAGGUGCCGCAGGAUAUUCUCUACAUCAAUUACAGGGAGACAAACAUCAUGGAGUUACCAGGACUGGCCAUUUGUUGAAAAAAUCUGAAGGAAAAAUGAGACGGGUUUGGCAAAAAAGAAAAUGUCGAGUUCAGGCCGAAGGUUACCUAGACAUAUGUCAUGCAGACGAAAGCAAACCUCCAACCAGAGUGAAUUUGCUGACUUGUCAAAUCAAAAUAGUUCCUGAUGAUAAAAGAGGUUUUGAUUUAAUAUCAUAUAACAGAACUUAUCAUUUUCAAGCCGAGGAUGAAGCUGAUCAAAGGGCUUGGAUGUCAGUAUUAAUAAAUUGCAAAGAAAUGGCUCUCAUGAAAGCUUUUGAUGAUAGUAGCAAAACUGGCGGAGAUAAAGUGAAUAGUUUCAUUGAAUUUCAACAAGCUAUUAUCAAGUAUAUUCAAAAAAUACCUGGAAAUGAUAGAUGUUGUGAUUGCAAUUCUCAGAAUGAUGCUACAUGGCUCUCAACAAAUUUUGGCAUAAUAGUGUGCAUAGAAUGCUCCGGUAUACACAGGGAUUUAGGAGUACAUAUAUCUCGAAUACAAUCUUUAACAUUAGAUAAUGUUGGAACUAGUCAGUUAGUCUUAGCUAGAUUUAUGACGAAUCAUGCUUUCAAUGAUAUUAUGGAAGCCAGGCUAUCUCCCAAUAAUAAAUUGGAACCAUCCAGCUCAAUGGAAGAAAGGCUUAACUUUAUAAGAGCAAAAUAUGUUGAGAAACGAUUUGCGAUUACAACUUGUUCUUCUGAAAGGGAGAAACUGUUUGAGCUUGAGGAAGCUGUUAAUAGGGGUGAUUUGGGGUUGCUGUUGCAGAUAUUUGCUGAAAAUGUGGAUUUGGGAGCUUGCCUACCCUCAUCGAAAAUCGGCGAGACUGCAUUACACCGAGCUAUAAUAAACGAAUCCGGCAGAACGCUACAAAUUGUCGACUUUCUGAUUCAGAAUAUGUCUAACGCAGCAUUAGACAAAACAACAAUUGCCUCUACUGAUCCUGAUAUGAGUGGAGCGGACACAGCUUUACACUUUUGUGCUAUGUAUGAUAAAACGGAGUGUAUGAAACUACUCUUACGUAGCGGCGCCGAUGCGAAUAUACGGAACUCCCACAAUAAAACACCAAUGGACAUUGCGCAGGAGUAUGGAAACCAUAGCUGUCAAGAACUGCUACAAAACGCUGCCAAUCGACUGAAAAGUUAUUUUGAUAAUAUCAACAUAGACUGGAAUCUAUCUCAUGAUGAUGGAUCAACUGAUUUUUCUGAUGAUGAAACUAUUAUUGAGGAUCGUAAUGGAUCGUUAACACCUGAAAAGAAAAACAGAUCUAGACCUCCCAGUUAUUCAGCACCUAACAUUCAUGGUAGUAUAAAGAAACGAGUAGCUCCUUUACCGCCUCCAACAACUUCUGGACAGUAUGGCACGCUUCCAAGCAAUCAUAGUAGAACACCUUCUGAUCCUAUAGCUGCAGGUUAUCAUACUAUCAACCAUACACACAGACGUUCGCCAAGUAGUGAUUCGAGCUCAGGAAGAUCUGUCAUACCAAUUGGAAGCAAACUCGUCAUGCCAGAUUGUAAAAAUAUAGACAAAACUGCACUUCUGCGAAGACCUCUGAACCCACCGCCACCUGCCCCAUUAAACAGACUCUCAAACGGCAGAUCUAAUGAAAGCAUUUCAUCAAUGACGUCUGACCUCGAUGUUUCUGGUAUAAGCCACAGUCCCAUUCCACCUCCACGCAGGGCAUCAGAUUCCCCUCCUCAAAGAGUAUCAUCUAGUCCAUUGUCAACAAUGUGUUCUCCAAGUUCACUGCUCCCAGGCCGAUUAUCUUACACAUCAAAUGGUGGUGCUGGCCUUCGAAGGUGUAAGGCUUUAUACGAUUGUGCUGCCGAUAAUGAAGACGAGUUGUCAUUUCAAGAAGGUGAAAUCAUUAUUGUUAUUAAUGAACAGACUGAUGAUGACAACUGGAUGGAAGGUGCUGUUGAAAAUGAACCUGAAAGAACUGGAAUGUUUCCUAUUAGUUUCGUGCAUAUGCUUCCUGAUUAAAAUAAAUAAUAUUAUAAAUUAUUGAUUGUGUGUAAAUACCUACAAAAGCUUAAAACUUUUUUUUAUGUGUCUAUGAUAUUAACUUGUACGCUUGUAGUAAGUUGAUGUCACUAAAAUUAUAAACGUUUAUAGAUCGAGGAUAAAUUCCUUAUAUUAUGGACAAGGAAAUUAUAUUUAAUUUCUAAGAUUGUAUUUCCUUCUAUUGUAAAAGUAACAUUACCUAGAUAUAGGUACAUAAACUUUAUUGGUCAUGCAUAUUUCCAAAGAAGUUAAAAAUGCAACCAUUUAUAAAUGACUCUAAAAGGUGAGUAAAAAAAAAUAUACUGACUGUUACCAACCUUUGAAAACAAAUGGGCUCUUUUAGUCAAUGUUUUUUAAGAUCUUUCAAUUUUUAGUGUCCUGUUCACAUGCUGCAAGUCACUUGCAAGUUGAAGAGUCUUUCUGAAAGUUUCCUUGCAAUAUGCUGUAACGUCUGGCAAUAAGUUGCAUAAACAAAAUUAAUAAUAUAAAAAUUGUAUUUACGUUUUUGUGUCCGUUUACUUUUGGUGUUUGUAUUUGUUUUUGCUUCAAUAUUUCAGAAACAACAAGAAUAAAAAAAAAAUUAAUUACUCAUUAAAAUCAAUACGGUAUUGUAAGGAGAUACUGAGGAAAAACAGAACGAUUUAUUUUAUUUUAUUUUAUUCUAUACAGGGUGUUUGGUAGAUCGAUGCAUAUAUUUUGGUAAGUGCUAAAGUAAGUCAUUUAGAACCUAUUUAGUCAAACUCACCUCUCUAUCACCACCCAAAAUAUAUGCAUCGACCAACCAAACACCCUGUAUUUUACCAGUCAAUGACUGAUCUUACAAACCACCAUGAUGCAAAAAUUCAAUUUUUUUCCCCCUAAAAAGACUUGCAGAACUACCGAACAUGCUCAAUCUCUAGACAGGUAUUGCAAGAUCUCUCACAUCCCGCAGAUAGAACUCUGUAGCAUUGCUUCUAAAUAAAAUAUACUAUACUCCUGGACAAAAUUAUCGCACCACCACUGCACAUAAGCCCCAUAAGCAGUGGUGCGAUAAUUUUGGCCAGGAGUAUAUUUGAGUCCAUUAUUAGGUUACCUUCUAAAGUUGUCCAAGGUUUCCUGGGCAAUUUUUGUGCUGUGUAAUACUAUCACAUUCGACCAUCCUGUAUAAUGCCCGAAAUACACAAAACUAAAAUUGCUUGUAUAUUACUUUCCAACUAGGUUAGUUAGAUUUUUCAAUGUGCACAUUUAGCUUUGAUUUAAUUGAAAAUUAUAACUGGUGUUAAUAUAUUAUAAUAUACAUACAUAUAAAUGGAUUUUUGCAAUUGGAUAUUUUUUGGUUGUGAAAUAAAAAUUUAAUUGCCAUAUACUAUAUAAUAUAAAGCAGAUUCCUGAAAUAUGUCGAAGUAACCAUAUAGCAAAUUGAUGUAUAUAGGGUAUAGCUAUUUUUGUAGUAAUAUUAGUUUAUAGAUUUACUGUGAAAUAUGUUUAAAACCAAAGAUAAUAGGAAAAAGUUAUUUGGCUAGUUGUUUCUUUAUUUUAAUUAACCGCUUAUUCUAAAGGAAAUUAAAUAUACUUACUAUAUA
Molecule: messenger RNA, 4915 nt
Organism: Ceutorhynchus assimilis (cabbage seed weevil)
Lineage: Eukaryota; Metazoa; Arthropoda; Insecta; Coleoptera; Curculionidae
Source: the annotation of a GenBank genome assembly